CUCCCCUUUUCCCUUAUCUCCUCUCUUCCCUUUCCCAUCUUUCUUGAGGCUGACCUUUAACUCCUGAUGCUCCUGCUUCCACCUCCGGAGUACUGGGACUACAGGCUUUGCAGUGUGGUCCACAUUCCCAGCUUUUGUGAGCUGUCGUCCCCUGUGCCUGGGGUGAGCAGCUGACUGUGAGUCAUUUCUUCUCCUUGUGUCCAUUGUCCAGAAGUCAUUUGAGAAGCUGCCGCAGAAGUUGCUGCUGUGCUCCAAGUUGAUCACUGAACAGAGAGCUCCAGGACCUGCAGGAUGGGGGCAGCCUGCAUCAAAGUCACCAAGUACUUUCUCUUCCUCUUCAACUUGCUGUUCUUUAUUCUGGGUGCUGUGAUCCUGGGCUUUGGAGUGUGGAUCAUCGCAGACAAGAGCAGCUUCGUUUCUGUCCUUCAAACUUCGUCCAGCUCGCUGCAGGUUGGGGCCUAUGUCUUCAUCGGUGUGGGUGCCAUCACCAUGCUCAUGGGGCUCCUGGGCUGCAUCGGUGCUGUCAAUGAGGUCCGCUGCUUGCUGGGGCUGUACUUUGUGUUCCUUCUGCUCAUCCUCAUUGCACAGGUGACUGUAGGGGUCCUCUUCUACUUCAAUGCUGGCAAGCUGAAGCAGGAGGUGGGCAGCAUGGUGAUGGACAUCAUUCAGAACUAUAAGACGAAUGCCAGCAGCAGCCGUGAGGAGAGACUGCAGGAGGCUUGGGACUAUGUGCAGGCGCAGGUGAAAUGCUGUGGCUGGGCCAGCUUCUACAACUGGACAGAUAACUUGGAGCUCAGGAACUCUACAGAGAACAUUUACCCCUGCUCCUGCGAGGAGACAAUGGAAGAGGACAACCAGUACAUUGUGAAGAAGGGGUUCUGCAAGGUCUCCAACAGCAGCUCGGAUGCAAUCUUCCAUGAAGAGUGGCCUGUGUACAAGGAGGGGUGUAUGAAGAAGGUGCAGAUGUGGCUUCAGGAGAACCUCGGCAUCCUCCUGGGCGUGUGUGUUGGUGUUGCUGUCAUUGAGCUGCUGGGGUUGUUCCUGUCCAUCUGUUUGUGCCGGCACAUUCAUUCUGAAGACUACAGCAAGGUCCCCAAGUACUGAGCUGCUGACGUCCUCUCUGUGCUGUGUCUCUCCACCCUCAGUAUCCCAUGGGACCUCUCUGACUCCUUCCCCCAUGGCCUGUGCUCCAUCCACCACUAAGGUCUCUGGCCCAUCCUGAGCAGGUCAUAGCGGGGACUUUCUGGGCCUGGACCCUUCUCCCUUCCUCUCUGUUAGUAUGAAGCCCCCGCUGUCCUGUGGCUUACUGUCUAGGGGGGUCUCUUAACAGCUUUAAAUGGCUCCCAGUGUUACUGUACAGGAUGGCUGGGUCCCCACCCUGAAGUCAUAUUAUAUUGUAGUAAAUUCCAGGGUGGGUGGAUGUAACACCAUGGCUACCCAGGGACAGGCCACAGGGAAGGUUAGUACCCUGCCCCCCACCCCACCCCUGUGAUAAUGACACUGUCUUUGUGGGUUUUUCAUGUUUCUGUGGGAGACAGAGAGAGUAGACAGUCCUUCACACCUGACAGUCCCCUCACCCCCAGCAGCGCAGCUCAGCAGGGGUUGGGGGACUGCCCCAGGCAGCCUCUAGUGAGCUUCUUGGUAAGGGACCCAAUUGCUUAGGGACAUGGGUCCCUCAGGUCUGGCACAGGACCCUGAAUUGUCUGUGGACCAGAGAAGGAUGAGCUGGACUGAUUUUUUUUGGCAGCUCUCCCUGUCCUCUGCACUAAGGGUGGGUGGUUGAGGCUGUGCCUUGCAGGUUGGGGGAGGGGCUCCAUGUACUCGGCUCUGAAAUCAACUAUUAAAGAAGGGUUUGUAACAAUA
This is a messenger RNA of Cricetulus griseus (Chinese hamster), 1863 nucleotides long. The record is from RefSeq and is a predicted model, not a curated record. Lineage: Eukaryota; Metazoa; Chordata; Mammalia; Rodentia; Cricetidae.